Enterobius vermicularis (human pinworm) is the source of this 384-nucleotide messenger RNA. The record is from the annotation of a GenBank genome assembly. NCBI's taxonomy places the organism in Eukaryota, Metazoa, Nematoda, Chromadorea, Rhabditida, Oxyuridae.
AUGGAGGGAGACAGGAGGGAGCAGAGGAGAGGAGGGAGGAAUAGGAGAGCCGAGAACGGUUGGGUGGCGCUAUGCGAAACGAGCGGCGCUUUGGUCAGGGCAGGCGCGCAGAGAAAUGGAGGGGGAAAGGGGGACGGGGGAAGAGGGAAGUGGACGAGAGUGGGAGCAGAGGGGGAUCGGCGAAGAGGUGUCAGUGCCGAAGACGAGGCUUUCGAUAGACUCAAAACAGCUAACCUGAGUGAACGAAACAGUAAAAUUGAGGAAAGUGAAAAGUGUCAUCCUUUACCAACUCCUUGCAUUCAUUUGGCACUAACCUUUGUCAGGUUCAGUAGUCUAAAUCAACCUCAUAUUAUUUUUCUUCGCAGUUGUGUUCUUCUAGAAUAA